Molecule: messenger RNA, 1463 nt
Organism: Vanessa atalanta (red admiral)
Lineage: Eukaryota; Metazoa; Arthropoda; Insecta; Lepidoptera; Nymphalidae
Gene: CPR21
Product: GATA zinc finger domain-containing protein 14-like
Exons: 5
Coding region: 16-1233 (405 amino acids)
Cellular component (GO): chitin-based extracellular matrix
Molecular function (GO): structural constituent of chitin-based larval cuticle
Source: RefSeq, a predicted model, not a curated record
CGGAAGGACAUCAAGAUGAAACUGCUCUUCGCAAUAACCGUUAUUGUGGCAUUUGCUCUAGCAGAUGAAUUCGAAACAAAUCCUCAGUCAAUUGAAGCGGAUCUUCUAGCGUCAGCAUCAGUCGAAUCACAAAAUUCUCAAGAAUUUGUGCAGCCAGCUGCUAGUAGAUACAGUUAUGUCCCACCGACACCAGCUCCACAAAAACCGUGGGUUCCCCCAAAUAAUUACAACCCCGUAAAUCCUUCGACUCAACAGAAUACCUAUUAUCCAGUUCAAAACGACCCUCCAUCGGCAAAUUAUAAUUACCAACCCGAAAACAAUAACCCAUACCAAACCGACAGCACAAGUUCGUGGAAUAAACCUAUACCCAAUGCUCCUUCAAACUCAUGGAACCAAAACCAACCUCAGAACUCAUGGAAUAAUCAACAAAACACUUGGAACAAUCCCCAAAACACAGGCAACCAAAAUACAUGGAACAAGCCUCAAAACACAGGUAACCAAAACGCAAUGAACAACCAACAAAAUACUAAUACCCAAAACUCAUGGAACAAGCCCCAAAACUCUGGUAGCCAAAACACAUGGACCAAUACUCAGAACACAGGGACGCAAAACUCCUGGAAUAAACCCCAGAAUACAGGAAAUAAUUGGAACACAGGUAACCAGAACAAUUGGAACAACUGGAAUCAGAAUCCAACCGCUGCGCCUAGCACUACUACUCCGAUAUCCAUUAUCAAGAACGAACAGAUUUUAGGCGAUAAUGGAAGCUACAAAUACGAAUACGAGAUCGCGGACGGCACUCAUGUCGCUGAAGAGGGCUUUGUUAAAAACCCUAAUACCGAACAAGAAACUAUUGUGAAGAAAGGUUUCUACUCCUACACUGGUGCCGAUGGCAAAGUGUAUUCUGUCACAUACUGGGCUGACGAAACUGGUUUCCACGCGGUAGGCGACCACCUUCCCAAGCCCCCUCCAAUUCCUCCAGCGAUCCAGGCAUCGAUCGAUCAGAACGCAAAGGAGGAAGCAGCCAAAGCUGAAGCUGAGAAAAAUAAACCCCAACAGCCACAAGGUUAUCCCCAGGGACAGGAGCCUCCAAAACCAAUAGUUCCCCUGCAGCCAGUCCAGACUCCCAUUCAACCUCAAUACCCCCAGCAAACCUACUACCCUCAAGAGCAACAACAACAAACCUACUACCCCCAACAACAAACAUACUACCCUUCUCAGUCUUACGGCAAGUAAGGUCACUUCACGUCAUUAGUUCCUUACAAUUUAAGGGACAAAAUGUUCUAUAAAUCUUAUAUCAAGAAUUAGAAAAGUUUUUAUGUGAUAGCUACUAACAUUCGACAAGUUACCUCAACAUAAAAUAAAUAUCAACUAUCUUGGUCACGAAAUUCUUUGUGAACUUGAUAGCUGUAAGUGUUUCUAAACAGUUUGUGAUAAACUCGAGAAACCAGUGUGAUAUGAUGUAC